Phytophthora infestans T30-4 is the source of this 483-nucleotide messenger RNA. RefSeq lists its product as uncharacterized. Bases 1 to 483 code for a protein of 160 amino acids. NCBI's taxonomy places the organism in Eukaryota, Oomycota, Peronosporomycetes, Peronosporales, Peronosporaceae. The transcript has 3 exons. The record is from RefSeq and is a predicted model, not a curated record.
AUGGAUCCUAUCUACGCUCCGUUGGUACUUGAAAACUCUGCCGAGGGCUUCCGGUCAACGCGAGUCCAGCAACGAGGGCUGCUAGCAGAGCCGUAUUUGAAAGACGAAGGGUUUAUGAUUAGCGCCGUCGAGGACGCUCAAGCACGAGAACGGGAAGCUUUAGAGCAAAAGCGUCUCGAGCGCAUCGCUCGACGUGAAAGUACAGCUGCAGCGUUGCAGCGUGAGCGUCGCAAACAGAAGAAUGAACACGAAAGUAUGGAGAUCGAAGAAAGUAGUCAAGCGACUCGAGAACGGAGUUCUACGGCUCGAUCGACCGUGGCUUACAUGACGCUGCACUUGGCACCACACGCUGGCUCCAGAUUCUCCACUUCGGCUUGGGCCUUCAGCUCGGCUACGUCCUCCUGCUUCAUCAUCUUGGAGGAUGCCGGCGCAUUAGAUGUGGGAAGGUUGAUGCGUCGGCCACAACCGUCUUCGGCUCAUUAG